Molecule: messenger RNA, 5516 nt
Organism: Cornus florida
Lineage: Eukaryota; Viridiplantae; Streptophyta; Magnoliopsida; Cornales; Cornaceae
Product: sodium/hydrogen exchanger 8
Exons: 23
Coding region: 338-3763 (1141 amino acids)
Biological process (GO): proton transmembrane transport
Cellular component (GO): chloroplast envelope; membrane
Molecular function (GO): sodium:proton antiporter activity
Source: RefSeq, a predicted model, not a curated record
CCCGCGCUGAUUACAAUUUUCUUUCAUCCUGGACCAUAGAAAAAUUCACGUGAGACCCACAUGUGCCUGCCGGAGCAUCGCCCGAGUUGCCCACCGAGUCUCUCUCUUCAAACGAUUCCCUGUUAGUAUAAUAACAACAACCGUUCAAGUUGAAAACUAGUACCAACUACGGAAUAUUUUGGACCAAAUCUCUCACUCACACACUCUCUCUCUCUCUAAAGUUGCUUUCAUCUCUCUCACUACAUAUAUAUAAAUAGAGAUUGCGUGUAUAAUCAUCGCAACAGGUUGCCAUUGAGUUCAGUUACUGCUGGACUGACUUGGGGUUUGGCCGGAAAAAAUGGCGUCGGUAGUGGAGGGACCGUUGCCGUACAGAGUUUCGGGACGGGAGAGUUCAUCUUCGAAUCCAACGGACGCUGUGAUCUUCUUCGGCAUUAGUUUGGUAUUGGGAAUUGCGUGUAGGCAUGUGCUAAGGGGCACUAGAGUUCCUUACACUGUUGCUCUGCUCAUCCUCGGCAUUGGCCUUGGAUCAUUAGAAUAUGGUACAAGUCAUCGAUUGGGAAAGAUUGGGGACGGUAUUCGUCUUUGGGCAAAUAUUGAUCCUAACCUUUUGUUGGCUGUAUUUCUCCCUGCUCUUCUUUUUGAGAGUUCGUUUUCAAUGGAAGUGCACCAAAUAAAGAGGUGUAUGGUACAAAUGCUUCUCCUUGCUGGACCCGGUGUUCUUAUUUCAACCUUUUGUCUUGGAUCUGCUCUAAAGCUCAUUUUUCCAUAUGACUGGAGCUGGAAAACAUCGCUGUUGCUUGGGGGACUUCUUAGUGCUACUGACCCUGUGGCUGUUGUGGCUCUGUUGAAAGAGCUUGGUGCAAGCAAAAAGCUGAAUACGAUAAUCGAAGGAGAAUCCUUGAUGAAUGAUGGGACAGCAAUUGUGGUCUAUCAGCUAUUUUAUCAAAUGGUCAUUGGCUGGAGCUUUAACUGGGGCGCUGUAGUCAAAUUUCUGACACAAGUUUCUCUUGGAGCUGUAGGCAUCGGUCUGGCUUUUGGAAUAGCAUCUGUCUUGUGGCUUGGAUUUAUUUUCAAUGACACAGUGAUAGAGAUCACAUUGACCUUUGCAGUCAGCUACAUAGCUUACUUCACUGCUCAAGAAGGGGCCGAUGUUUCUGGCGUUUUGACGGUGAUGACUCUGGGGAUGUUCUAUGCUACAUUUGCUAGGACUGCUUUUAAGGGUGAUGGUCAACAAAGCUUGCAUCAUUUCUGGGAAAUGGUUGCCUAUAUUGCUAAUACAUUAAUUUUUAUUUUAAGUGGCGUUGUUAUAGCUGAAGGUAUUCUCAGCAGUGACAGCGUUUUUAAAAGCCACGGAAAUUCAUGGGGCUACCUCAUUCUCCUCUAUGUUUUUGUCCAAGUCUCUCGUAUCGUUGUUGUUGGAGUAUUAUAUCCAUUUCUGCGGUAUUUUGGCUACGGUUUGGAUUGGAAAGAAGCUACAAUUCUUGUAUGGUCUGGUUUGCGAGGGGCUGUGGCAUUGUCCCUUUCAUUGUCAGUGAAGCGUUCUAGCGAUGACUCAUCCUAUAUCAGUUCUGAAACGGGGAUUCUGUUUGUUUUCUUCACUGGUGGAAUUGUAUUCCUGACGCUUAUUGUGAACGGAUCAACUACCCAGUUUAUUUUACAUCUUCUACGUAUGGAUAAGCUAUCAGAACCAAAGAAACGCAUAUUGGACUACACAAAGUAUGAAAUGUUAAACAAAGCACUAGAGGCAUUUGGUGAUCUUGGAGAUGAUGAGGAACUAGGACCUGUUGACUGGCCUACAGUUAAAAGAUAUAUCACGUGCUUAAGUGAUGUUGAAGGGGAAUGUGUGCACCCACACAGUGCUGCUGAAAGUGACAGUAAUUUAGUUCCAAUGAAUUUAAAGGAUUUACGGAUACGUUUUCUGAGUGGUGUUCAAGCUGCUUACUGGGGAAUGCUUGAUGAGGGAAGGAUUACACAAACUACCGCAAAUAUUUUAAUGCGAUCUGUGGAUGAAGCAAUUGACUUGGUAUCUCAUGAGCCUUUAUGUGAUUGGAAAGGUUUAAAAGCUAAUGUUCAUUUCCCGAAUUAUUAUAAGUUUCUACAAACAAGCAUUUGUCCACAAAAGCUGGUUACAUAUUUCACUGUGGAAAGGUUGGAGUCUGCAUGUUAUAUUUGUGCGGCAUUCCUUCGUGCCCAUAGAAUUGCACGGCAGCAAUUACACGACUUUAUUGGCAACAGUGAAGUUGCAUCUAUUGUCAUAACCGAAAGUGAGGCAGAAGGAGAGGAAGCACGAAAGUUCUUGGAAGAUGUUCGCGUUACAUUUCCUCAGGUUUUACGUGUUGUGAAGACAAGGCAAGUAACAUAUUCUGUGCUGAGUCAUUUAAUUGAUUAUGUUCAAAAUCUUGAAAAGGUUGGGUUGUUGGAAGAGAAAGAGAUGAUUCAUCUGCACAAUGUUGUCCAGACUGACUUGAAGAAGCUGCUACGGAAUCCUCCGUUAGUGAAGAUUCCAAAGAUACGUGAUUUGGUUAGUGUCCAUCCUUUGUUGGGAGCACUUCCUUCCACAGUUCGUGAGCCAUUGGUAGAUUCUACUAAAGAGAUAAUGAAACUACGUGGUGUGACUCUUUAUAGGGAGGCUUCUAAGCCAAAUGGUAUUUGGCUCAUUUCAAAUGGAGUCGUGAAGUGGGCAAGUAAGACUACAAGGAAUAAGCUUUUACUGCAUCCGACAUUUACACAUGGCAGUACUUUGGGCCUAUAUGAGGUGCUGAUUGGAAAGCCGCACAUCUGUGAUAUGGUAACAGAUUCUGUUGUACUCUGUUUCUUUUUUGGAGCUGAAAAGAUACUCGAAGUGGUCAGAUCUGAUCCUGUGGUAGAAAAUUUCUUGUGGCAGGAAAGCGUUAUUGUUCUUGCUAAAAUCUUGCUUCCUCAAAUAUUUGAGAAAAUGGCAAUGCAAGACUUGAGAUCACUUGUUGCAGAUAAGUCAAGAAUGACAAUAUACCUAAGAGGAGAAACUAUAGAAAUACCCCACCUUUCAAUUGGUUUUCUGUUAGAAGGAUUCAUAAAAAGGCAAGGUAUCCAAGAAGAACUGAUUACAUCUCCAGCAGCAUUAUUGCCUUCAAAUGGCUAUCUAAGCUUCCUAGGAUCAGAAAUAUCAGGUACCAAGCCAGGGAGUUUUUCUCAUCAAGGAUCCUGCUAUCAAGUUGAGACGAGGGCGAGAGUUAUCAUAUUUGACAUUGCUGCAUUUGAAGCCAAUAGACCUCUCUCGAGAAGGCCGUCUUCAUUAAUUUCACAUGAUCAUCCCUCCCGUACCCUAAGUAGGGAACAUGGCGGUCUUAUGAGUUGGCCUGAACAUUUCUACAGGCCAAGGCAAAAUCAUCAGAGUCCCCAAGAGACUGAUCGAAGAACAAACAACUUGUCUACUCGGGCAAUGCAGCUAAGCAUCUUUGGCAGCAUGGUAAAUAACACCCGAUGGAGUGGCCGAAAUUCUCUAAGCAGAAAAGUGAAUCCAUCUCAUAGCUUGUCAUAUCCAGAAGUUCCAUCAAAUCAUGUGCGACCACUUGUUUCUGUCAGAUCAGAAGGGCCUACCAUGACAAGAAAGAAUCUUGAAGUGAAAGAACUUGCAGGACAAAAUUUAAUGCACCAAACUCAAAGUUCAAGGACGAAAGAGAGUCAUGUAAUGGAUGACUCAAGUGACGAAUCUGGUGUGGAGGAUGAACUUGUUGUGAGAAUCGAUUCACUGAGUAGGCUCUCUUUUCGCCAGGCCUCUUAAGGUUUUACAUCUGACUUUAUCAUGAUUAUAUUUCAUCAAAAAAAAAAAUUUCUUUUUCUUUUUCUUUCCUCCGAAAGUAUUUAUGUUGUUUGCAUGCGUAAAUGCUCUAUGCUAUGCAUAAAAGAGAAAUCAUGUCUAAAUUGUCUAUGUAUAAAAGAGAAAUUUGUAUGUCUAAAUGCUCUAUGUAUAAAAGAGAAAUCAAUAAGAGAAUCCCUGAAACCUUCUGCUUGAAGAAACUACUGGUGAACUACAUGUAUCCGAUUCAAUUUUCUGUAAUAUUGUUUCUACUGCCCAUACCCAUACGAUUCCCGAGUGUGUUGAAUGUUUGAUGCAUUGUAUAUGUUAUAUGGUUAAUUAUCACUUCUAGUUUGUAUAUACAUAAUUAGGAUUUUGUGGAAUCGCGUUAAAUUAUAUAGUUUUAUAUGUGCAUUUAUUUUUGUUAAUUUUUAUUGUAUGAUCUUGGUGUCUACAUAACAAAUAAGAGGGCUAUUUUGAAUAGCCAAACUCUGGCAAUUGUCUAACGUUCAUGAUGGGAUUAGAGCUUUGGUACUCGACCUUUGUUCACUUUUUCAAAUAGCAAGGAGUGAAUAUUAAUGCAUCCUCCAUAAAAUGUAAUGGAAAAGUGAUUUUGCGAGAGAAGCUGCGUUUAUAGUCCAUGCAUGUAAAAAAAAUUUCGCAGUUGAGACUAUCUUGUCUCGAAUCAAAAGGGUAAAGUUGUGAUUCCUCUCCUGCGUUUGGAUUAAUCUGUUGCAUGGGUGUCGCAUUUUGCAUACCAUUAAUACGAGACUCGAACUCCCUACCUGCCCUUUAAAGUUGGAGAGAUCAUACUAUUGAAUUAACGUCCAUUUAAGUGUUACGAAAGUGAUACAUUUCAUAAUGUAGCGCGUUACAUUACGAAGUAAUAUGUUGCAUUGCUGAUUUUACGUAUGCAUAGGGAUGACAAUGACACCAUAUGGGGGACCAGGCAGAGGAGAAGAUCAGGUCCGAAGGUAAAAGUGUUGAUUCAGUCCAUUUUCUCCUUUUUUGCCUAUUAUAAACUUUAGGCAUGUACCAUGUCACUAGUGGUCGACCCUACACGGUGGGUGAUUCACAGUCUAGCACACGGUUGCGUGCACUUUCCGCUGGUCAUUUAGCCUCUAUAUAAAGCAUUCCGUUGGGACACUCUCCCACUUAACUCUCUCUCUCUCUCUCUCUCUCUCUAUGGAUGCUCCUGGUGAAGCCACCACCGCACCCAGCCCGCCGCCGCCUUUCCAGAGGGGCCUUGCAACUACUACAAGAGGCAGCGCCACCACUGAAUUUCGCGACGUUCCAAGUAGAGGCCAAAUUCUCAGGAGUAUUCUCAAGAGUAUUCUUAAAAUGCAGUAGCAACUGGUAGAGCCUAGUCUUGGAAGUUCUAUUAUAUCUUGCCAAAUAAAUGAAUGUCAUUGACAUCUUCUAUUUAUAUUAUGAGAUUUUAUUAGUUCCUUUUAAUAAAUUGAUUGAUUAUUAUGUGGGAUGGUGUUGAAUUAUUAUUAUUAGCACAUCAUUGUUCCGAAUUAAUUAGAUUAUAAAGCGUUUCACAUGAUAUUGAGAAAGGAAUUUGUUAGGUUUGACCCAAUUGGACUAACCAAGAGAUUUUUAGUUGACCUAGAUGUCAAGUGUAUGCAAUCGGUAGGUUAGUGCUUACUAACACGGGUGAGUUUGAAUACUGAUCUCCUGACCCUAUGACGGCACCAAGCUAAUAAAAAAAAAAAAUAAAAAAAAAAAAAAAAAA